AUGUCUGAUUUGACAUCGUUGACACCUUCACAAUUGAUCAACGACCUCACAUCCCCAUAUUUCUUAACACCUGCUGCUGAUAAUCCUGGUGAUGUGCUCGUCCCCGAUCUCCUCACUGGAGAAAACUAUGCAGCCUGGAAACGCUCGAUGCGUAUGGCCCUUAAUGCCAAGAACAAACUUGUCUUUGUCGAUGGAACUCUAAAGCGACCACCUGAUGCUAACACUACCAACCUUUGGGAUCGUUGCAGUGAUAUGGUUCUCUCUUGGCUCUUAAAUUCCAUCGAUAGCAAUCACCCUCGUCUCUACCGCCUCCAACGUGAUUUGGCUAACCUCAAACAAAACGUCAUGUCCAUCGCCACAUACUACAAUACAAUUAAAGGAAUCUGGGAUGAGAUCAAUGCACUAACCGAUGCCAACUCCUGCACUUGUGAUGCUCGCAAAAAGGCCGAAGACACAGCCAGUACCGAACGACUCUUUUAA
Messenger RNA from Olea europaea var. sylvestris, 480 nucleotides. RefSeq lists its product as uncharacterized. The transcript has 2 exons. Bases 1 to 480 code for a protein of 159 amino acids. The record is from RefSeq and is a predicted model, not a curated record. NCBI's taxonomy places the organism in Eukaryota, Viridiplantae, Streptophyta, Magnoliopsida, Lamiales, Oleaceae.